Messenger RNA from Striga asiatica, 1292 nucleotides. Lineage: Eukaryota; Viridiplantae; Streptophyta; Magnoliopsida; Lamiales; Orobanchaceae. The record is from the annotation of a GenBank genome assembly.
AUGAAAUAAAGAAUUCAAUAAGUUUAGAUUUAUGAUCAAAGAUAAGAUGAUAAGUAGAAUACAAACGUAUACAAUAUCACAAGUUGUCGGCCCGGAAACAAAAGAUUUGAGAAGACGUACAGAUAUUAUCCAAGACGGAAGCCGAUCGCUUCACUUGGUAUUCAAGCUAAAAAAAUGUUGUAUCAUUUCAGUGAUGUUAUGGCAGCACAAUCAUCACCGUUAAUGCUUCCAUCGCAUUAUCCUCGCCUGCCCAGGGGAAUGCCCAACAAAAACGUGUCAAAAUGCUGUGUUGGAUAUCCCUUUACCACUAAAGUUGGUGUUAAACAAGCAAUAUCAGUUGGGCAGGCUUGUGCAGCAAAUCAUUCUCAUGGAAAUAUAUGCCAGCUUGCAAAUGCUGCUGAGGAUAACAGGUUAAAUCUUGCUUCGGACAAUGGUGGAAAAAAUGGAAUGCUGAUUGCAAUGAGAGGCAUGACAGUAAAGAACUUUGAUCCAGCCAGAUAUGCUGGAAGAUGGUUCGAAGUGGCUUCCCUUAAACGAGGUUUUGCUGGGCAAGGCCAAGAAGAUUGCCACUGUACUCAGGGCAUUUAUACGUAUGAUCAAGAAACACCUGCAAUCCAGGUUGAUACGUUUUGUGUUCAUGGAGGACCUACUGGGUAUAUCACAGGUAUAAGGGGAAAAGUUCAGUGCCUUUCUGAGGAAGAUAAGAGAAAAGACGAAAAUGACCUGGAGGUGAUAAAGGAGAAGUGUUACCUUCGUUUUCCUACUUUGCCGUUCAUACCCAAAGAGCCUUAUGAUGUGAUCGCAACUGAUUAUGACAAUUUCGCCCUUGUUUCUGGAGCAAAGGAUACAAGUUUUGUACAGAUAUACUCAAGAACGCCCAACCCAGGACCAGAAUUCAUCGACAAGUACAAAUCUUAUUUGGCGAAUUUUGGUUAUGAUCCCACCAAAAUCAAAGAUACUCCACAGGACUGUGAGGUGAUGUCAAACAGUAAGCUUGAAGCAAUGAUGUCCAUGCCUGGCAUGCAACAAGCUCUCACAAACCAGUUUCCUGAUCUUGAACUAAAAUCAUCCCUCGAGCUUAAUCCAUUUACCAGUGUUUUUGAUACUUUUAAGAAGCUUGUUGAGCUUUAUUUCAAGCAGUGAUUCAAUACUAUGAAGCAAAGCCUUCUGUAUGUGAUUUACUUUGUGCCUGAUAUCUUUUUCUUCCCCCUUCUCAUGCUUUGUAUAUGUAAUAGAAAUCAAUUUUUUUUUGCAUUUGCAUUCAGUGGCAAAGAGAAGAUAUCCCGUUUUCA